Colletotrichum aenigma is the source of this 345-nucleotide messenger RNA. RefSeq lists its product as uncharacterized. Bases 1 to 345 code for a protein of 114 amino acids. Lineage: Eukaryota; Fungi; Ascomycota; Sordariomycetes; Glomerellales; Glomerellaceae. The record is from RefSeq and is a predicted model, not a curated record. The transcript has a single exon.
AUGCGCCUCGUCCUACUCUCGACGCUCCUGGCGUCCGUCACCGGCGUGGCUGUCGCAAAACCCGAGAAGAUCAGGGGCGUCAGCGACCCCGUCUACCACUUGUACCUCCAAGCAUACCCGAAGGACAAGACGGUGCCCGUCCUGGGGCCCGAGGCCUCAGCCGAGUCUUUCAAUAUCGCGGGCUCCAUCCAGAGCGCCAACUCGAGCUCGUACCUGAACAUCGGAAGCGAUACCACGUCGUACAAGAGCCUCAAGUUUAGCAACGCCUCGGAGACGACGGCGUGGGGGCUCGAGGGCGACACCAUCAUUACGACACAGGGGAGCACCUGGGGCCGCCGUGAGUGA